Molecule: messenger RNA, 1773 nt
Organism: Peronospora farinosa
Lineage: Eukaryota; Oomycota; Peronosporomycetes; Peronosporales; Peronosporaceae
Source: the annotation of a GenBank genome assembly
AUGGCAGCAGGACUCAAACCAGACGACAUCAUUCUCGAGUACGACAUGUUACCACUUGUACUUAAUGACGACAUUCUUUCCAGCAGCUUUUCGGACGUAUCCGCGUCUUCUGCAGUCUCUUCGCACGUUGAAAAUGUUCUUGUUAAUUGUUCAGUAGACGUGAGUAUCGCCGUCUCAACAGCUUCUAAUACUGUAGCAGACUCCAGUGAGUCAUGCUCGACUUUAGCCGGUGUCUCUGGUGGUGCUGGCUGUUUAUCAGCCACAGCAGAACCAGUGACGAACAGUCCUGAUGAAUUUACCGCGUUUUUGUUGGACAAUGAACAAUUUUUACGGGACAUGGAGCAAGUGCUCACAUUUGAAUACGACAGUGACAAGCAGACGACAAUGAAACCACCUAGUGGUACUACAAAUAUUGAAUUGGAUGCUUAUAAUGACUUGAAUAUGAUCCCAAGUCCUUGUCCAAGUGUUUCCAGUACAUCUCCAUGUGUAAUUGGUGUAAACGAGUUUGAAAUGGAGAGUUCUUUGGCUGAAAAGCAACAGAAAGAAGUGGACGAAUCGACUAAGAAAGGCUACAAUAUGUUGCCUCUGCAACAUAGAGAUGUAUCACUCUCUGAGGUAUCAGAGACAUCUUUACUGGGACAUACUGACGAUACUGCGUCUGCCUCGCCACAUUAUAUAAUGGCAGAGAAAACAAAUAAGGAGUGCUCGGCAAUUUGUGAAAAAGAUGAAAUGAUGGAGGAAGAAGUUAUGGAAGACGAGAUGGAUCUGUUGGAAAAGGAGGCCAAGUAUCUGGAUGCUCAGGUGAUUUUUUUGCAGUCUUGUGCCAAAUCGAAUCGUCCUCAGCGCAAAAACCUUAAGCAACACCGCCCACGCGAUACGAAGCAGCCAAAGUUGUUGGCUAAAAGCCAGAAAGACAACCAGCUCUUGAUAGACCUUGUUGCGCAGGAAAAAGUCUAUCAGGAAAACUUUCGAGCUAUGCUGGCGCUUGCACCAGUGAACGAAGUGCGUAUGGCUUUAAUGACUCCCAUGGAGUCGUAUAUCCGUCUCGGCAAGGAUUUGAUUGAGCGGAGAAAAACGAUACUGUCUUUACGCGAAGAAAAGCUUGAUAUGACGUACAAAUUUAUUGAACAGAAAGCUGCCGGCUUGGAUGUUAAUGAGCCGUACCAGUACUCGGACGUGUUUGAAAAGUUUGGCAAGCGUUAUUGUGUGGACUUUGCCAUCUUUAAGUAUGACGACGUGAGCGUCUUUCAGGUUGGACGCGCCAUCUACGAGCAAAUCAAAGGAAAGGGUGAGGUGCUUAAUAGCGUCAUGGGAAGCACGACGGUUCGCGAGUCUUUUGAUGCGAUCAAGUGUAACUUCAUGCAUCAGCGGAUUGUCUCAAGCAUGAAGUGGGAGGGCAAAGAUACAGAAAAGAUGCCUGACAUGGAGUCGAAUGCCAUCUUCUAUUGCCGGUUUGGUGACAAUGUAGCAGUGUUAUCGACAGACUACAUCGAUCAAGAUGAUCUGCAUCCAUACGAUGCAUUAAACCGUAUUCGUAGAGAUGUGUCUAGCGGUGUGGUGCUGUCCGGCCACACCGAUGCCAACGGCAAGAAGUUCGUGGUGAUGAAGCGUUACUUGCUGGCUAAGUACCACAUGUACCCGCACAAGGUGUCGCAAGAGCAGCAGGAUCGUUUCUUCACCAGCAUUCCCCGGUGCCCCGACACCAUGAAGACACUUAUCGUUGACAGCCUCCAGCGCAAUGAGACAAGCUGCCCAUGCGCAGGCGACGAUUGA